UCACUGCUGACAUCAGGAGCUGGGGGCGUCUUGCGAGACCACUUCUCGCUCGUUCGAUUCGCAGUCAGAUAUCGGUCAGUUGUUUGCCCAUCGAUUGCGAGUUAUUGCAAGUUUGUUAUAUUCUGUUUGAUUCUGCGAUUAAGUGUGUACACCCGCCAUGGAUCAUAUGCCAGAGAAUUGGGGCCGUCCCCGGAAUGAUGUGUACGGCGAGUACCAGAGCGCGAUCCACAACGCCGGCCAGGGCCCGCAGUCGCGCACGCAGACGCCGUCAAUCACGGGAACCAGUGUUAUCGCGAUGAAGUUCGACAACGGCGUCAUGCUUGCUGCAGAUAAUUUGGGAUCGUAUGGAUCGCUCGCGAGAUUCACGGAUCAGGAGCGAUUAAUCAAGGUCGGCAACGAGACCGUCGUCGGAAUCAGUGGAGACGCGUCUGAUCAGCAGUACAUUGAGCUUCUUCUUGAGCGUUUAUUAAUCGAGGACAACUACCCGCAAGACGGCCACCACCUCCGCGCGCCACACAUAUACGAGUACCUCUCGCGGGUGAUGUACAACCGCCGCAGCAAGAUCGACCCGCUAUGGAACGCCAUCCUCGUCGCCGGCAAGAACGACGACGGCUCCCCGUUCCUCGGCUACGUCGACCUGCUCGGCGUCACCUACUCCUCGCCCUCGAUAGCGACCGGAUACGGCGCAUACCUCGCUAUCCCGCUCAUGCGGAAAAUCGUCUCCGAGGAGGCCGACGCGAAGAACGUCUCCGAGGAGCAGGCGCGCAAGGUCAUUGACGAGUGCAUGAAAGUGCUCUUCUACAGAGACGCGCGGAGUUUGGACAAGUACACCGUCGCGACCGUCACGCUCGACGGCGAGGUCAAGAUGGACAAGAACGUCAGAUGUCAGAACAUGAACUGGAGAUUCGCAGAGGGCAUCCGUGGCUACGGUACGCAGAAGCAGUAAAUCAUCAUCUUACUCAAGUUUUAGUCGCAAUCAAUACAAUG
Molecule: messenger RNA, 987 nt
Organism: Myxozyma melibiosi
Lineage: Eukaryota; Fungi; Ascomycota; Lipomycetes; Lipomycetales; Lipomycetaceae
Product: B-type subunit of proteasome
Exons: 3
Coding region: 158-946 (262 amino acids)
Cellular component (GO): proteasome core complex
Source: RefSeq, a predicted model, not a curated record